Messenger RNA from Symbiodinium sp. CCMP2592, 1332 nucleotides. Lineage: Eukaryota; Dinophyceae; Suessiales; Symbiodiniaceae. The record is from the annotation of a GenBank genome assembly.
AUGGUGGCCGACUCUCGACCUCUUCUUGACGUGCCAACUUCCUCCAGAGGCAGAACAGCCGGCUGCAGGACAGUGGCAGUGGGUCUGCUUCUGAUGUGCGGCAUCGCGAUUCUUAGCGAACCACGUCGAGUCAGCGCCCCAAGGGAAUCGCAGGCAACAGAGGCUACAAUGCUUGCUGCCCAACAUGACCAAAGCUCAGGGCCAGGCUCCUGGGCAGAUUGGUGGAAUUCAGUGAAGGAGGUCGCCUCUGACAAGCUUGAUGAAGCCGAACAAGUGAGGGAGCGCGUUGCUCAGACUGCGUCGCCAGAAGCAAAGAUGGCUGAGGACUGGCUCGACAAGAAGGCAGCGCAGGUUGAGAAGACGAAUUGGACCCAGGUUUCUAAGAAUGUUUCACAAAAAGCGAAGAUUGCAGAGGACUGGCUUCACAAGAAAGCAGAGCAGGUUGAGAAGACGAAUUGGAGCCAGGUUUCUCAGAAUGUGUCGCAAAAAGCAAAGAUUGCUGAGGACUGGCUUCACAAGAAAGCAGAGCAGGUUGAGAGGACGAAUUGGACUCAGGUUUCUACGAAUGCGUCACGAAAAGCAAAGAUGGCUGAGGACUGGCUUGACAAGCAAACAGAGCAGGUUGAGAAGACGAAUUGGAGCCAGGUUUCUAAGAAUGUGUCGCAGAACGCAAAGAUGGCUGAGGGCGGGCUUCACAAGACAGCAGAGCAGGUUCAGAAGACGAAUUGGACCCAUGUUCAAGGCGCCAUGUCCAAUGACACGCACCGCUUUCUGCAGAAUUCCGAGGAGGCUCGCAAGCAUCCGGAACGCCUCUGGCACCAUGUGGAAGGGCUGACAGUAGCUCAGACGGAACGCUUGCGCGAUGACAUCAGCACUUACAAAGCCCGGGUACAACAUCCGCAAGACGGGGAUAUCCAAGUUGAUUGGAGCUGUGCCGACAAGGUCUUGGUUGGCGCCGGACUGAUAGCCGGGGCGACGCAGGUCAGAGUAUUCGAGCUUGUUCCCGCUUUUUUCGGGAUCUUGGGAUUUGCAGCUGAAGGAGUCACAGCUGAGUCCCUCGCGGCAAAAUGGCAAAGCUCUAUUGGAAACGUCGAGAAGGGCAGCCUGUUUGCCAUCCUCCAAUCCAUAGCCAUGGCUGGAAUAUCCGACGAGAGCUAUGUCUUGGUGCAAGCUACUGCCGCGGACGUCGGCAUAAGCUCCGCCGUUCCCAUCCUGGAAAAGGUGUGCAAUCCACAGGAAAUCCACGUCAUCGGCUCCGGCGAUCCAGAGACCGCUAGCCAAAGAACUUCAUCAUGCGGCUUGGUUAUUUUGGGUAUGAAGUGUCGGGUUUAG